AUGGUAAGGAGCAAUCCUUCAAUAAGGAUUUUACGGACUCGAUCAGUAUCGACGUGGCGUCGUCUCGAUCGAAGAGAAGAGAAGAGAAGAGAAAGCGUUACGUUGAAUCAAUAUGGCUGGGAGAGCUUCGAUCCCUGCUUGCAACUCUGCCCUUAUCGCUGGGAGAGAUUACGUUGUUUAGUCAAUUCUUUGAGGCAUUUCGUCGAACACAAACAACACAUGUAUGAAAUCGAAGUGGUUUUGUCUUUGCUCUACUUAGCCCGCCGCCAUUCUUAUGAAGAAGCGAGAGGUUCUGAGGUAUUCAUACAUCCAAAUGAUGUCGUCCACCCAAGUGUUGUCAUCGGAAAGAGAGUUUCAGUUGGUCCAUACUGUACAGUUGCCUCUUCAGUGAAGCUAGGAAAUGGCUGCAACUCUAUCCUUCUAGUCACAUCUUUGGAAACACAGACUAGUGGUGCUUUUUUUGGGAAUGAGCUUCCUGGUUGUACAGUCAUAGGAGGUAAUAACGUAAUAGGUCACGCUGUGGUUGGUGUUAAAUGUCAAGACUUGAAGUACAAGGAUGGGGAUGAAUGCUUUCUUUGCAUCGGUAACGAUAAUGAAAUUAGGGAGUUCUGUUCGAUUCACAUGUCAUCAAAGGCUAGUGAUAAAACGGUGAUUGGUGACAACAAUCUAAUUAUGGGCUCUUGUCAUAUCGCCCAUGAUUGCAAGAUUGGUGACCGAAACAUAUUUGCCAACAAUACACUUCUUGCAGGCCAUGUGAUUGUAGAACCGUAUGUUAUAGAUGUUGCAGUGAAGAUGAAAUGA
This is a messenger RNA of Eruca vesicaria subsp. sativa (arugula), 801 nucleotides long. The record is from the annotation of a GenBank genome assembly. Lineage: Eukaryota; Viridiplantae; Streptophyta; Magnoliopsida; Brassicales; Brassicaceae.